AUGCCGCCAGGGCCCUCACAGCCCUUUACGAUCCCAGGGUGCUGCUGCCCGUUUUUCCGCUGCUUCAGAGAGAAGCGUGGGAGCAGACGGUGGACACUUCAGCUGUGCAAGUUGUGGGAGGUUCGUUCCUCAGGCAUUGGGCAGGUUUUGUCUGCUGCAGGCACUGAAAGAAAAUCCCUUUUUCUGGCACGUGGGGUUGCACUACCACAAACAGAAGAGACGUAUUGGGUGCUGUUUAAUUUCUCGGCUCAGCGAGAUGAGAAAUUUCACAAGCCUUACGAAGAUGUUAAUGCAGGCCUGUACCUGAAAAUGUUUCAGGACCACAACACACGCAACAUCAUGUUCUCAUCUGUCAAUAUAAAGAUGGUGUUUGAAGUAUCCAAAGUUAUUAAACAGCAGCCAAAUGUAAUCAAAGUCAUAGCUUGCAAAAAUGGCACAAGAAUGAUCUUUGUUAAAGUUUCUGUGUCCUUCAUUUAGCCACUGCUGGAGGACUGCUCUGAAAAGCUGAAUCUGAACAUGGCUGCACGUGUGUUCUUGGCAGACAGCACUGAAGCACUAGAACCUAAAGACAUACCCCAUGAUGCCGACGUUUAUAUUUCAACUGGAGAGACCUUUUUAUAUCCAUUCAAAAAAAUAAAAGACCAUCUGUCAUUAAUGAAGAAAGUAUCUUGGACACUGAAUGGCCUGGUUCUUCAUAAUGGUGUCAUGGAAAAGAAAACCAAGCCUGUCAUUUCCAACUGCAUGUAGAAAAUUACUGAGGACACCUCUGACAGAACUGUAGCGUUUAAGAACAGCACAGGGCAGGAUAACUAUGAGACUAUUGCAUCACAAAAUCAAAUUGAAAAG
This is a messenger RNA of Pterocles gutturalis (yellow-throated sandgrouse), 846 nucleotides long. It is a transcript of the gene DCDC1, whose product is annotated as doublecortin domain containing 1. Gene Ontology annotation, molecular function: microtubule binding. Gene Ontology annotation, biological process: regulation of mitotic cytokinesis; intracellular signal transduction. The record is from RefSeq and is a predicted model, not a curated record. NCBI's taxonomy places the organism in Eukaryota, Metazoa, Chordata, Aves, Pterocliformes, Pteroclidae.